UGAGAUCCCUGUGAUUGCAGCCAGUGGGACUGUGUGCAAGAGCUGGUGUGAGCAGCUGUGACAGACUUGCAGUGUGGAUGAAGACCUAAUGCCAGGCUGUGUGUGUACCAGAGGACAUCUCCAAGCGCUUUGUACAGCUGGCGGGCACUCGAGCCGGGGAAGAGAGAAAGCUAACGGAAGGGCAGGUCACAGAGUACACCGGCAGCUGAAGGUCUGGGGCAGUGCAGGUAGUUCAAGGUUCUCCCUGCCGAAGAGGAGAAAAUGUCCGGCUCCUACGAAGACUCCACUGGAUCAGAGGAAAUCACCGACAGCUUCUGGGAGGUGGGGAACUACAAGCGUUCAGUCAAGCGGAUUGAUGAUGGGCACAGGUUGUGUAAUGAUCUAAUGAGCUGCAUCAACGAGCGAGCCAAGAUUGAGAAGGCUUACUCCCAGCAGCUGACUGACUGGUCGAAGAGGUGGAAACAGCUCAUUGAGAAAGGGCCCCAGUACGGCACGUUACAGAGAGCCUGGAUGACCAUGAUGACCGAAGCGGACAGAGUCAGUGAGCUGCACCAGGACGUGAGGAAUGGGCUGGUCACUGACGACUUUGAGAAAGUGAAGAACUGGCAAAAAGACAUGUAUCACAAGCAGAUGAUAGGAGGCUUCAAAGAGACCAAGGAGGCCGAGGACGGAUUUCGCAAGGCACAGAAACCCUGGGCGAAAAAACUGAAGGAGAUGGAGGUGGCGAAGAAGGCUUAUCACCUGGCCUGUAAAGAGGAAAAAAUGGCAAUCACACGAGAGACGAACAGCAAGGCCGACCAGUCUGUCACUGCAGACCAACAGAAGAAACUGCAGGACAAGGUGGAUAAGUGCAAACAGGAAGUGCAGAAGGCGAAAGAGAAGUACGAGAAGGGUUUGGACGAGCUGGGCAAAUGCACGCCACAGUACAUGGAGAACAUGGAGCAGGUGUUUGAGCAGUGCCAGCAGUUCGAGGAGAAGCGGCUGAUCUUCUUCCGGGAGGUGCUGCAGGACAUCAAACGGCACCUGAACCUCACCGAAAACAACAGUUACGCCAUCAUUUACCAGGACCUGGAGCAGGCGAUCCGUAUGGCGGAUGCACAGGAAGAUCUGAAGUGGUUCAGCAACACCCAGGGGCCAGGGAUGCCCAUGAACUGGCCCCAGUUUGAGGAAUAUUCUCCAGACAUGACUCACACCAUCACUAAAAGGGAGAAAGUAAAAAAACCGAAUGAAGGAGUGACUCUGACGAACAUCUCGCCGGGAGGAGAGCACAUGACACCAACUGCAGACCGGGGCAGCCGUAAUGUCAGCCAGAAUAAUGGAAAAAGGACCGCUCCUAUUGGGAAAAGUUCCGCUCCUAAUGGGAAAGGUUCCAGAUCUAACCCUUUUGCGGACGAAAUGACCGAGGAUAUGAAGGAGGUGCAGAGAGAAGAACCCAAAACUGUGAGCAGCUAUGACAAGAACCAGGCUUACUCCGCCGAAUGGUCCGAUGACGAAACCAAUAACCCGGCCACGAACGCCAACGGGGGCAACAACCCAUUUGACGAGGAAGCGUCGCCCGCCCACGGGCCGGGGGUCCGGGUCCGCGCGCUGUACGAUUACGAAGGCCAGGAGCAGGACGAGCUGAGCUUCCGAGCAGGUGACUUCCUGAUCAAGAUGGAGGACGAGGAUGAGCAGGGCUGGUGCAAGGGGCAGUUGGAGAGUGGGCAGCUGGGCCUGUAUCCCGCCAACUAUGUGGAGAGUGUGUAGACACUGCCCCUCCCGAGCCGUCCCUGCAGCUGUGUACAUAUAGACAUGUUCUAGAUCUUGUGUUUUCCGUUCGUAAAGUAACUCAACAAAA
Messenger RNA from Callorhinchus milii (elephant shark), 1837 nucleotides. RefSeq names its product protein kinase C and casein kinase substrate in neurons 1b (gene pacsin1b). The coding region runs from base 262 to 1746 and encodes 494 amino acids. The transcript has 12 exons. Lineage: Eukaryota; Metazoa; Chordata; Chondrichthyes; Chimaeriformes; Callorhinchidae. Gene Ontology annotation, molecular function: protein binding; phospholipid binding. The record is from RefSeq and is a predicted model, not a curated record. Gene Ontology annotation, biological process: cytoskeleton organization; positive regulation of dendrite development; plasma membrane tubulation. Gene Ontology annotation, cellular component: plasma membrane; cytoplasm; endosome.